AUGGGUCUCACUAUCAACAACAUCUUUGCUGUCAAUGAGGACCGGCCAACGCCCAAGGCUGUGUACAAUUGGCGCGUUUACACUUGUGCUGCUAUCGCCUCUUUCGCGUCAUGCAUGAUCGGUUAUGACUCUGCCUUUAUUGGCACCACAAUCGCUCUACCAUCCUUUACUUCGGAAUUCGACUUUGCGUCCUACGAGCCCAAUGACCUCGCUCUUCUCAAAGCCAACAUCGUCUCCGUCUACCAGGCCGGCGCGUUCUUCGGCAGUCUCUUCGCAUACAUCACAUCCUACUUCAUCGGUCGACGUUAUUCAUUGAUUGCCUUUAGUUUCGUCUUUAUGCUUGGCGCAGGCAUGAUGCUUGGCGCCAAUGGAGACCGAGGUUUGGGACUUAUCAUUGGUGGUCGCGUUCUCGCUGGAGUUGGAGUAGGUGCUUGCUCCAACAUGGUCCCCAUCUACUGCUCCGAACUCUCUCCUCCUGCUAUCCGCGGUCGUCUCGUUGGUAUUUACGAAUUGGGCUGGCAAAUCGGCGGCCUUGUUGGCUUCUGGAUUAACUACGGACUUGCUGAGACCAUGGCUCCUAGCCAUAAGCAAUGGAUCAUUCCCUUUGCUGUCCAACUUAUCCCCGCCGGUAUGCUUCUCUUUGGCGCCUUUUGGAUCAAGGAAUCUCCUCGCUGGCUCUUCGCCAAGGGCCGUCGUGAAGAGGCUAUGACGAACUUGUGUUGGUUGCGACAGCUGCCCGCUGAUGACCUCUACAUUGUCGAGGAAGUCAGCUACAUGGACCAGGAACUUGAGCGCUAUAACCGAGAAGUCGGCCCCGGUUUCUGGAAGCCAUUCUCUUGCCUCAAGAGCCGCAACAUCCAAUGGCGUUUCUUCCUUGGUGGUAUGAUGUUCCUCUGGCAGAACGGUUCUGGUAUCAACGCCAUCAACUACUACAGCCCUACUGUGUUCAAGAGCAUCGGAAUCACAGGAACCAACACCGGAUUUUUGACAACCGGUAUCUUUGGUGUGGUCAAGACGACUGUUACUAUCAUCUUUAUCCUUUUCCUGAUUGAGACCGUCGGACGCAGAAAGUUGUUGAUCAUUGGUUCAGUUGGUGGCUCUCUCUGCAUGUGGUUCAUCGGAGCUUACAUCAAGGUCGCCAACCCAGCUGGCAAGGUGGCUGCUGCUGAGGCCGCUGGUACUGCUGCUCCAGGCAUGUCAAGUGGUGGUAUUGCUGCUGUCUUCUUUUUCUAUCUGUGGACUGUCUUUUACUCCCCCACAUGGAACCCAAUUCCUUGGGUUCUCAACUCUGAGAUGUUCGACGAGAAGUCCAGAUCUCUUGGCCAAGCUUCCGCCGCAGCCAACAACUGGUUCUGGAACUUUAUUGUGUCUCGAUUCACACCCCAGAUGUUCAUCAAGAUGGGUUACGGAGUCUACUUCUUCUUCGCCUCACUCAUGAUCAUGUCCGCUACCUUUGUGUUCUUCUUCAUCCCCGAGACCAAGGGUCUUCCUCUUGAUACCAUGAACCGUCUCUUUGAGAUCAAGCCUGUCUGGAAGGCUCACGGCCAGCUUUCUCAGGAAUUGAGGGAUCAGGAGGACGAGUUCCGACGCAAUGCUGAGGGAUCCAAGAUCAGCAAUGAGAAGGCUCAGGCCCUUGCUGAUGAGCGUGAGGACGUCUAA
Molecule: messenger RNA, 1659 nt
Organism: Fusarium pseudograminearum CS3096
Lineage: Eukaryota; Fungi; Ascomycota; Sordariomycetes; Hypocreales; Nectriaceae
Exons: 2
Coding region: 1-1659 (552 amino acids)
Biological process (GO): transmembrane transport; carbohydrate transport
Cellular component (GO): membrane
Molecular function (GO): carbohydrate:proton symporter activity
Source: RefSeq, a predicted model, not a curated record